ACAAUACAUCUUCAAGGGUGGUGCGUACUGUUUGCUUGCCUUUAUUUAUAUCUAAAUUCAAUAAGAUUUUAUUAAAUAAACUAAUUUAUCAGUACAGUAAUGUGGUGUUCUACGUAGCGUUAACAUAUUAAUGAGUUCCGCAUACGUUUACGUGCUGAUAAGGACUUAAACACUCACAUUAGCUGCUUUUCCGAGUCAAUAGUGUUUGUAUGAAUAUUUAUAAAUGACAAUGAAAAUAAACGAGAAGAAUUUGUGCGCUUUCGCGUCGUCCGCGACUCCGGUGGACCGCGACGGCUGGCUGGACAUGAGGGGCGAAGUCGGCAAGAGCUACCAGAAGCGGUGGUUUGUGCUGAAAGGGAACCUGUUGUUCUAUUUUGACAAAAAAGGUGAUAAGGAACCCGUCGGUGUGAUUAUAUUGGAAGGCUGUACGAUAGAAUUAACAGAAGAAGAAGCCUACAGUUUCAAGAUAUCGUUCCAGUGUGAGGGUGGCCGCACAUACUUCCUGUGCACCAACUCCCAGGCUUCCAUGGAGACGUGGAUGAAGGCUCUUGCAUGUGCCAGCUAUGACUAUAUGAAGCUCAUGGUGUCUGAUUUGCAGAGGCAGCUGGAUGAGGCGCAAGCGGAAGCAGCAGCGGAGGCAGCACUGGUAACAGUGACUCCACCAGAAGAUGAACCCAAAGUGCCUCCCCGAGGGCAGCGGUACAACCCCUUCAACAGAGUCACCGAUGGCGAGACCAAGGCGGUACCGGGUAGUAGACAUCAUAAAGAGAACCUCCGACCAGACCUCCCCCGCAAAAAGGUGCCGUUCCGUGACAUCCACACGGCGUACGGACGCAAGAUAUUAGCCGACAGAAGCGAGUGGCGCGCCCGACUGACGAAGCAAAGGGAAGAGACCUCACAACCUCUCAUACAGUUGUAGUGUAUGUAGGAUUUAUUAAGAGUACCAACUUGACUAUUAUAAGUAUAGAGAAAAAUUAAAGAUGCAAAUAUAAGUACUGAAAUAAGGUGCGGUGUAAUCCCUACUAGUAGUAAUAUUUAAUGAAAACGAUGAUAUACAUACACAUUUUUUAUAACAUUAAAAUAUCAUCACAAGUCUACCUAAUAUUGUAAAUAGAAAAAGGAAGUCUAUAUUUAGUUUGUUAUCUUUCAUCAAAUUAUCCUGUUUGGACAACUGUUAUUUUGACAUAGCAAGCCUUGCUUAUUUAGUGUUUAAUUAUUGAGUUUUGAAUUAUGUAAGAAGUACUUACGCUUAUUUAGUUAUGUAGCUUAAUACCAUACAAAUUACAUUUGCUUGCGCAAUUUUCUUUCUUCAUCCUAUUAAAGCUAUAACAAUAUAGUUAUGUAGAGAUUUAGUCAGUAUUAUUGUGAACAAACAUUUGAAUUACUUAGUGUAUCUAAUAAUAUAAUAGCAUUCAUACCAAUUGCUGGCCACGGCGACAUUUUAGUGCACGAGCAUUUGCUAGGACACAGGUGCACUCACUAUUCCUUUACUCUCAUAGCCCGAUGGCACGGCAAUCCGACACGACCGGAGAGAGAUCAACUCGGGGAAACUUUCUUCUUUAGAUGGACAGUUAUGAAACUGCUACUAAGAAAAUAAGUACAUACUAUAGUUUCUUCCUCAUGAAAUUUCAAAUGUCUUGUAAGGUAGUAAGGACCAGUAAUUUGUACCCAUGUACGAAGAUAUUAUAUUUUUAUAUGUAUAGUUCACGGCGGAAUCGAAUUCGUUAGUUAAAAUUAAUAUACAGUUCAACAAAAGUUAUUUAUUAUUUCGAAAAGCGAGAUUAAUAUUUGAAUUAAAAAUCUGCAUCCACAUCAGGAUUUGCUUGUUCUUGCUGUUAAAAAGAGACGUUAGCGUUAAGUUUAUGUUUGAGUAAUAUCAUCACAAAGUUGGCUAUGAUUUAGAGAUAAAUAGUACUUGGCAGGUUUCGGAUUUGCAAUCUCUCUCAUCAUCCUUUUAUUUUUGCUAAUAUUUUGAUGCGAAUGUAAUUCUGUUUGUCGCGCUUUCAUGCUAUUACUACAAAUUUGAUUGAUAUUUGGUAGAGAAAGGCUAUACGACAUACUUUUUAGCCCAUUACGGAAGUGGUCCCAGGCCGUGGGUGAAACCGCGGGGAACAGUCAGUAACCAAUACGGUUUUUCUUAUGUUCGAAACCUGUCAAGAACAACGCUUGCCAAAUAGUUAAGUUUAAUAAGUGGCGUAUAUAUUUAUUUGUAUGGUAAAUAAAAUGAACAACAACGAA
Messenger RNA from Helicoverpa armigera (cotton bollworm), 2238 nucleotides. It is a transcript of the gene IPIP, whose product is annotated as sesquipedalian-1. Gene Ontology annotation, biological process: retrograde transport, endosome to Golgi; receptor recycling; endosome organization. Bases 224 to 919 code for a protein of 231 amino acids. The transcript is spliced from 4 exons. Lineage: Eukaryota; Metazoa; Arthropoda; Insecta; Lepidoptera; Noctuidae. Gene Ontology annotation, cellular component: early endosome; recycling endosome; trans-Golgi network. The record is from RefSeq and is a predicted model, not a curated record.